Sturnus vulgaris (Common starling) is the source of this 1443-nucleotide messenger RNA. NCBI's taxonomy places the organism in Eukaryota, Metazoa, Chordata, Aves, Passeriformes, Sturnidae. The record is from RefSeq and is a predicted model, not a curated record.
AAUUUGUCCUUUGAUUUUCCAUUUUAUGGACAUUUUCUACGUGAAAUUACUGUGGCAACUGGGGGUUUCAUAUAUACUGGAGAAGUUGUGCAUCGAAUGCUAACAGCUACUCAAUAUAUUGCACCCUUAAUGGCAAAUUUUGACCCCAGUGUGUCAAGAAAUUCAACAGUCAGAUACUUUGAUAAUGGCACAGCACUAGUUGUCCAGUGGGACCAUGUACAUCUGCAGGAUAAUUACAACCUGGGGAGUUUCACUUUUCAGGCCACACUUCUCAGUGAUGGGCGUAUCAUUUUCGGCUACAAAGAAAUUCCUGUCGCUGUGACACAGAUAAGUUCAACCAACCACCCGGUGAAAGUGGGACUUUCAGAUGCAUUUGUGGUCGUGCACAGGAUCCAGCAAAUUCCCAAUGUCCGCAGAAGAACAAUUUAUGAAUACCACAGGGUGGAGCUACAGAUGUCAAAGAUUACCAAUCUCUCAGCUGUUGAAAUGAUACCUCUUCCAACUUGUCUCCAGUUUACCAGCUGUGGUCCCUGUGUCACUGCCCAGAUUGGUUUCAACUGCAGCUGGUGCAGCAAACUCCAAAGAUGCUCCAGUGGAUUUGAUCGUCACCGGCAAGACUGGGUAGACAGUGGCUGCCCUGAAGAGUCAAAGGAUAAGAUUUGUGAGAAGAAUAUAGACACAACUGAAACACCUCUGUACUCCACCACCACCCUUCUGCCAACCACCACAAGGUUCAGAGUUUUAACAACCACCAGAGGAUCCACCACUUCCCACCUUCCAACCAGCCUGCCCACAGAAGAUGACACCAAGAUAGCACUGCACCUAAAAGAUAAUGGAGCUUCAACAGAUGACAGUGCAGCAGAGAAGAAAGGCGGGACACUUCAUGCAGGAUUAAUUGUUGGCAUCCUCGUCCUGGUCCUCGUCGUGGCUGCAGCCAUCCUUGUGACUGUCUACAUGUACCAUCACCCAACGUCAGCAGCUAGUCUCUUCUUCAUAGAGCGGCGUCCAAGCAGAUGGCCAGCAAUGAAAUUCAGAAGAGGAUCUGGACAUCCUGCCUAUGCUGAGGUGGAACCAGUGGGAGAAAAAGAAGGGUUCAUCGUAUCAGAGCAGUGCUAAAAUUUCUGGGACAGAACACCAGUACUGGCCUACAGGUGUAAGACAUUUAUUUUGCCUCUCUUUAAAGAAAAGGAGCCCUAAGCUGCUGUAGCCUGAUAGAAAGAAGAUUCUGGAUAAACUUUGUCCAAGAAGAAAAACUAUCUAAGAUACCAGAUUACUACUGCACAGUAGUUUUUGUUAGUGGACUGAGACACAAUGGUUCAUGCAGAACACUUGUCAGUGGACACCUACAGUAUCAGAACUAUGGCACACGUGCCAUGUUAUUUGCUUUAGGUGUGGGGAUGCACAGUAAUCAGAAGUAUAAUAAAGCUUUGGUGCACAAGGGCA